Molecule: messenger RNA, 2025 nt
Organism: Lycium ferocissimum
Lineage: Eukaryota; Viridiplantae; Streptophyta; Magnoliopsida; Solanales; Solanaceae
Product: LRR receptor-like serine/threonine-protein kinase EFR
Exons: 1
Coding region: 1-2025 (674 amino acids)
Molecular function (GO): protein binding
Source: RefSeq, a predicted model, not a curated record
AUGAUGAACUUCAUUUUGUCUGGGAAUAGAAUCGAUGGCAACAUUCCUAUGGAGAUCGGUAAUCUUAGCCAACUUACAAAUUUGUGGUUGCACGAAAAUCAAAUAACAGGUUCCAUUCCUACAACACUGUUUAAUAUUUCGUCGCUUCUUGUCGCAUCUCUUGCAAACAAUAGCCUUUCUGGUCCUCUCUUGCUUGAUGAAGGGAAUAUUUUGUCAAAUCUGAAGUUUCUAAGUAUAUUUAACAACCAAAUUUCUGGUUGCAUUCCUUCCAACAUAUGCCAACUCACAAAGCUCAAUUUUCUAUCCAUAUCAAUCAACAAUAUAACUGGAAAAAUUCCCAAAAAUAUUGGCUGUUUAUCCAAGCUUAAAGAGUUCUAUAUUGGUUAUAAUCCAAUAAAAGGGACUAUUCCCACUUCAUUGGGCAAUAUUUCCACUCUGCGAAAUCUUUAUUGUAAAAGAAAUCGCUUGGAGGGGCCAAUUCCUCCAGAAUUGGGGAAGCUAUCAAAUUUGAGGCAAUUAUCGUUUACCGAUAAUUAUAAUCUUAUUGGUGAAAUUCCAAAAGCUAUUUUCAAUAUUUCUUCUUUGGAAAUAAUUGAUUUUAGUUUCAACAACCUCUCGGGGAGAAUUCCAGCCACUACAGGUCUUCAUCUUCCUAACCUUAGGGAACUUUUUUUGGGAGAAAAUCAGAUCAAAGGGGAAAUUCCAUUGUUCAUAACAAAUGCUUCCAAGCUUGAGAUACUGGAUCUAGCAGGGAACUUUCUCACAGGAACUAUUCCUACUAAUCUGGGAAAUCUUCGUGAGCUGCGUGGACUGUUCCUACAUACCAAUCAACUUACCAAUGAACCAAGAGAGCAUGAGUUGUUAUUCUUGAAUUCUUUGGCGAACUGUAGGAUGUUGCGAUAUCUAGAAGUGGGUCACAAUUCGUUGAAUGGCGUUUUGCCCAAUUCAAUUGGGAAUCUUUCAUCUACUAUUGAAAUAUUUCAUAUAGGAGAUGCACACAUCAAUGGCCUUAUUCCCACAAGUAUAGGCAACAUGAGCGGUCUAAUUAGCCUAGGCUUUCAAGAAAACAAUUUGACAGGGAGUAUUCCUUCUGAGAUUGGUAAGCUUAAACAACUCCAAGGGCUGUAUCUACAUAACAAUAAAUUGCAGGGACAUAUUCCAGAGGUGGUAUGCCAUUUAUCUAAUUUGGUUCAAUUAUAUCUGAAUGGUAAUGAGCUCUUUGGUUUAAUUCCAGUAUGUAUAGGAAAUCUUAGCAUGCUACAAUAUCUUCUGUUGGGUUCUAACAAAUUUCCAUCAAAGCUACCUCUAAGCCUUUGGAAAAUGAGCGGUCUUCUCUAUCUAUACAUGUCACAGAGUUAUAUAGUGGGAGAAGUACCACCGAAUAUUGGAGAACUAAAGGCCAUUGUAGAAAUAGAUCUUUCUGUUAACCACUUUUCGGGGAUGAUACCAAGCAGUUUGGGGCACCUCCAAAACCUGAAGUAUCUUAACCUAUCCAACAAUUCAUUUUCAGGCCCAAUUCCAUUAUCCUUUUCCAACUUGAUAAGCUUGGAAUUCUUGGAUUUGUCUUUAAAUACCUUGUCAGGUACUAUUCCUAAGACAUUGGAAAAACUCUCAUACCUUAAAAGCAUCAAUGUCUCAUUUAAUAGUUUAAAAGGUGAAAUACCCAAUGGUGGUGUGUUUGCAAAUUCCACUCUGCAAUCAUUUCUUGGGAACAAAGGUCUAUGUGGAAUGCACAUAUUGGAGGUUCCUGCUUGUGCUAUCACUAAUCCUGGACAACAAUCAAAGUUUAAGGUGCUUCUGCUAAAAAUUGUUACUCCGGUGGUUAUUUCAUCCUUUCUAAUAUUCUUGUUGGUCUCAAUUUGGAUAAUGAAACGAAAGAAGAAAGGAAAGUCCAAAGAUGUUGAAAAGGUUCCAGAGAUCAAAACUUAUCAAUUGAUUUCUUAUCAUCAGAUUCAAAUAGCAACAAAUAAUUUUGAUGGAUCAAAUUUAAUUGGUGUGGGAAGCUCUCAGAGGCACAUUAUCUAG